Messenger RNA from Ixodes scapularis (black-legged tick), 662 nucleotides. RefSeq lists its product as uncharacterized. The record is from RefSeq and is a predicted model, not a curated record. Bases 117 to 662 code for a protein of 181 amino acids. NCBI's taxonomy places the organism in Eukaryota, Metazoa, Arthropoda, Arachnida, Ixodida, Ixodidae. The transcript has 3 exons.
ACACGUUCUAAAGCCACAGCCGUCUUCGGGCAAAAAGGAUGCGUGUCCCGGUUUGACCACUUCAUCACGUGGAACUCGGAGCGCGCAUUUGGAGCAAUCUGGUUGACGACACUGCAAUGGCGUCCUCUGCGUCCACUUCGACGGCGUCCAUCGAGCCUGCUGCACACACCAACUCGACUGCCGGCAGCAAGGCCAAGUCUUCCGCGGCCGCUUUGCAGGCUCCAAUCGCUGAGAAAGUGGUGCCUGUGAAAACGGAUUUUGGUUUCAAGGUGACGCACCGUGGAUUUGGGUUCACGUGGUCCCGUGGUGGCCUAGUGACCCAUUGGGAAUGCGAUCUUCGCUAUUGCGGUGCAACCAUAAAAACACAAUCCAUCGAAUGCGAACACUACGUUCUCUCCGAUCACAAGAGCAAGCCGCACAACAAAGAGGUGCACAUGCGCGAUACUCCUCGUCCUCCUGGAGGUCGAAAGCGCAAGGCGGACUCCUGCGCGCACAAGCCCACGGCCACCGUCAACGGCGACGCACAGUUCCCGGUGGAGAAGUCCACGGGCCAACGCCUGCCCGUAGGGGGCGCUUCCAUGUUCAGGCCUAGCGCGAGGCCGCACUCGCAAGACACACCACCAGGGAAUGCUGAGGACGCAGCGCGCGACAAACGCAAGUGA